AUGUCUCAAAACAUGUUCAUUGUAAUCAGCACAGUUCUCAAUAACCUUAUUCAGUCUGUCAAGCUGUCAGCUGUUAAUCUCAUUCUCAGUUCUGUGUCUGCACCUGCAUCUGCCUCUGCUGCAUCUGUCAGUCCUAGAUUAUCAAGUCAACUGUUGACUCAUUUGACUGAAAGAAUGCCUGAGAAGCUGUUAAAGAAGCUACAGACUCUCAUUAAAUUACUCUAUACUCAUGAGCCAGUCUUGCAGAAAAGUCAUCAGAUCAAUACAAAAAUCAAUACAAAUUAUGAAGCUCUUCUUCUACAAUUCUGUGAUGCUGUUUUUACAGUUCUCUGCAGCCACUGUGUCAGAGAAGAAGGCUCUUUUACCAUCUGCAUCAGUGCUCUGAAUCAGUGUUAUGAAGCUUGUGCUAGUUGUCAUUACAAUAGCACUGAAAGUCACUGCUCUUAUCAUAGAAUCAAUGUCAGUAAGAAGAAUGAUAAAGUGAAAGAAAAGAAGCAGAAGAAUGAAAAGAGAAAGAAAGUCAAGAAGAAGAGUUUAUUCAAGAAGCAUUCUGCAGCUGAGAAUACAGAAGCUAGAGUCUUGAAAAAACAGAUGAUAAGUGUUAAGUCAGUUAAUAAUCAUGAUAUUGAGAUUUUAACUCUUUGUAUUGAAAAUGAGGCUCUGCACAAGAAGAAUGCAGCUCUGAAGAUCAAAUUCAGAACUAUUACAAGUCUUCUUCAGGCCACUCAAACUGUUCUUGAGAAUGACAUAUGA
This is a messenger RNA of Blastomyces dermatitidis ER-3, 753 nucleotides long. RefSeq lists its product as uncharacterized. The coding region runs from base 1 to 753 and encodes 250 amino acids. Lineage: Eukaryota; Fungi; Ascomycota; Eurotiomycetes; Onygenales; Ajellomycetaceae. The record is from RefSeq and is a predicted model, not a curated record. The transcript is spliced from 3 exons.